Pungitius pungitius (ninespine stickleback) is the source of this 1375-nucleotide messenger RNA. It is a transcript of the gene gjb9b, whose product is annotated as gap junction protein beta 9b. Gene Ontology annotation, molecular function: gap junction channel activity. Gene Ontology annotation, biological process: cell-cell signaling. The transcript has 3 exons. NCBI's taxonomy places the organism in Eukaryota, Metazoa, Chordata, Actinopteri, Perciformes, Gasterosteidae. The coding region runs from base 167 to 1051 and encodes 294 amino acids. The record is from RefSeq and is a predicted model, not a curated record. Gene Ontology annotation, cellular component: connexin complex.
GGAACUUGCAGCCGCUGAACACCUCAAAGUAAACUGCCUUCCAAAAAAAAAAAGCCAGGUGAGAUCGGGUCAGUGAGUCAACGCGAGGCCACGGCGGGGAACUUCGCUAUCACGCCGCUUCCCUGUGUCUAAGGGUGAAGAUCAUCCCACCCCCGAGGCAGCAGUCAUGAACUGGUCCGCUUUGGAGUCCCUCCUCAGUGGGGUCAACAAGUACUCCACCGUGUUCGGCCGCAUGUGGCUCUCCAUGGUCUUCGUCUUCCGGGUGCUGGUGUUCGUGGUGGCGGCCCAGCGGGUGUGGGGCGACGACAGCAAGGACUUUGUCUGCAACACGGUCCAGCCGGGCUGCGCCAACGUGUGCUACGACCACAUCUUCCCCAUCUCCCACAUCCGCCUGUGGGCCCUGCAGCUCAUCUUCGUCACCUGCCCGUCCCUGAUGGUGGUGGCCCACGUCAAGCUACGCGAGAAGAAGGACAUGCAGUACACCGCCUCGCACGAGGGCGCCCAUCUGUACGCUCACCCGGGGAAGAAACGAGGGGGGCUGUGGUGGACGUACCUGGUGAGUUUGAUUUUCAAGGCAGGCUUCGAUGCUGGCUUCCUCUACAUCCUGUACUACAUCUACGACGGCUACGACAUGCCCCGCCUGUCCAAGUGCUCCCUGCAGCCCUGCCCCAACACGGUGGACUGCUACAUAUCGCGCCCCACUGAGAAAAAGGUCUUCACCAUCUUCAUGGUGGUCUCCUCUGCCCUGUGCAUCUUAAUGUGCAUCUGUGAGAUGAUUUACCUCAUCUGCAAACAAAUCCAGAAACUCAUCAAGAAGAAGUACAAUGCACGGCAGAAGCGGUUUGCCGAGAAUCAUGAGAUGACACCGCUGGCUGUUCCCAGGUCAGAGAUCAGGUCCAGGAUGUCGCUCAGUGUCGAUCCUGCGGCUUCUAUCCAAAAUCUCAGCAACGCCAGGAAAGAGGAAAAUGACGCACAACAGAGUCGUGGCCUUGUUGGAAAAACUGUGCGAAGUACUCAAAGGUCCACUGCAAGCAUUCAUCAGAGCCAAUGAGGAACUGGUGCUCCACACCAAAGAGAUAUCCAUCAAUUCAGCGAUAUCUGAGGCAGCAUUUUAUAAAUAGAGAGAGAGAGAGCGCAUGUGUGUGGAUUUGAGCAUGUCUGUGUGGCCGAUGGUUCAGUUUGUUUGAGAUGUUUUUUUGAACCCUCUCCCCGAGAAUAAACACUGCCCCCUAACGUAUGAAAAAAGAUAAAGCAUGUGGCAGCAUUUCCUCGCUCUUAUGUCCCACUGACACACAAAAUGCAUGAACACAUUGUGGAAUGAUACAACAUAUGUUUAAAACAGCAUUGAUCCCUGGGGGGGGGGGGGGGGGGAUCC